AUGCGUGAGCCUGUAGCUGCUGUACGUCGAAAAAAUAAAACCGAAUUGCCUCAAGAGAUCCCGCGAAGUCCACUCAAUGAGGUAGCAGUCGCGAGCGCUCUCUUCGACAACGAGAGCGAAUACCCGAACGAGCUCGCCUUCAAACAGGGAGACACACUCAGGAUCGUUGAUAACGGCAGUGACGUCGACGGUUGGCUGUUGUGCGUGGAUGUGAAAGGGAAACGCGGUUUUGCGCCAGCGAAUCGUCUCAAAGUCAUGAAUCGUUUCGAGAAUGAUCCAUUUUUUCAACACGCGCACCCGCUUUUCGACGAUUUUUUCAUGUUUCGAAAUGAGGAUCGCGGUGCUUUUGAUGAUCCGUUUUUUGAUCGAGCGCCUCGUCUCUUCUCGGCGAAUCCCUCUCGAAUGACGUCACCGGCUCCAUCGAUGACUUCAAUUCCAAACGCUGUCCCACCAGUCCGACGGCUUUCUUCGAUGAAUGACGCCUACCAAGGUGUCGUCAGGAAUAUCCCAAUCCGUCUUGAACAGGGAAGCGGUGAGAGCCGAAUCGUCCACACGGACGAUGCGAUCGGUCCACAAGCAAUGCGUCGAACAAUGAGUGCUGGUCGAGUGUCACCACCGGUUCCACCGACGCGGAAAUACUUCAACAUCGCGCCUCCACCUCAACUUGCUACACAACCACAGACUUCAUCCUCGGAUGAAGACGAUGCACAACGAACUCCAACUCUUCGCAAUCCAUCCUACGAUUUCGUCAGUCCUUUGAGGGAGGACCGUCCGUCGAGCGACCUCUCUAACAUGGAAAACUUGGCUCAACGUUUGAAACAAAUCGCUCGUCCAUAUCGCAGCUCAUUUGAUGGAUCGGAUUUCCCGAGUGAGCGCCGAUCACAACUGAAAUCUGUUCAGCCACAAUCGAGCUUUGAAGCAGAACAAACUGGACAAGAAAAGCGAGUUUCUGAUUCUUCGACGAUCUCCGGAUGUUCAUCAGAUCCGAACACUUCAAUCUCUGAGCAAAACAACAGCGAAGACUCUGGACACGGCUCUUUAUCUGGGGCGCCGAUAAAAGUUGAAGUACGAUCAUCAAAUCUGACGAGGCCAAUAAAAUUCGAUAAUGACGAUGUCCCGUCAAGCACUUCUGUCUUGGAAACGGUUUUUGAUAAUCUCGACAAGUUGAUACCGAAAAACGUGAGAAAUGUGCCGAUUGUGACAAAGGAACCGCCAGCAAUUCCGCCAAAACCAGUAACAAACUGGAAAGUGCCGAUUCACGUUGAGGAAGACAUUCGAAAGAAUGAUUCGCCGCAUUGGAAUAAGAUUCCCACACAUCUAAUCGAGGAGCCGGCUCCUACACCGAAAAGAAUCGACAAAUUAAACGAUCUGUUGGAUGAUGAGAUGCUGAGCCGUAAAAGAGCCGUCGUCACACAAUUGGCCGACUCAUUGAGAUCAAUCGAAUUGUCUGUGCAAAUGAUGAACAAGGCAACAGCGCCUCAAUUCUGGCGAGCGCCACACGUUUUGCAAGUGCAUCUGCCGGCUCUCAAAGAGGCUUGUCAAAAUUUGCACGAACAGACGGAACUCUUCGUCGACACAACUGCCAGAAUAUCCAUUGAUUCAAGGCAUCCAAAAGCUGAUGAACUCCGUCGAUUGGUGACACCACUUCGAGACACGAGAGGCGUCAUUACUGGCCUUAGGCGUCAAUUGGAUUCAUCAGGAUGGAAGCUAGCCGUGCUUGCUAGAGACAAAGAACAACCGCGUACGGGAAUGGAUGCCUUGGAGCAGUUAAUUCACAUCGCGAAACAGAUUCCAAACGAGUGUCGCUCCUUAUGGGAUUGGUCUCGAUCUUUGUCCCCUUCAACAGCUAUUGUUUUUCUUGGUGGACCCGCAAAAAUCCCUCCUUUCCCCACUCAUUUCCCAUCUACGAGUCAGCUAAACGCGAAAUUGAAACCCGUUGACGAGGAUGAGAAACGACUUUCCACCUCUUCAUCAUCGACUUUAACAUCGGGUGACUCUUCUCCAUCAGCCGCUUCAUCGUCUUCACUCCACUCAAAUCCAACCGCGAAUCCACCGUCGAUUUUAGUCACCAAUAAAACGACGUCAAAUCGUGGACGAGUGAAAUUCGUGGAUCAAAAGCCGGAUCCUCAACCGUUGGCUACAAGUUCUCCAUCAAAUUCCAACGAUCGAAACUCGUUGUCCCCGUCAGAAACCGAAUCAGAAAGAGAGACACCAAUCUACUCAGAGAUCAACAAAUUCAGAGAUAUAGAACCACCACAUCUUGUCAUUCCAAGCAUUUCACAAGAAAGAACUGGAUCGACUCCUUCAUUUCUCUCCUCUCCUUCAGGAUCAACGGCAGUGAUGGAAGAAGAUGAUUUAGAAAGCGUGAAUAGCGAUCGAGAAUCUUUAUAUCAAGAUUACGCUAUUUUGGAUGAUCUUUUCCCUGAGCGAAAGAAGGAGAAUAAGAAAAAAAUUGAAGAACGACCAAGAAUCGUCGAAGAAGAUCGAGAGUUUAUCAAGUUAUCCGCUCCGCAAUUCGAUCAACACGUCACUUCGCUAUCCACAGCUAUUGACGAGUUCUUGAACACUGUUGAGAUGCAUCGACCACCACGCGAAUUCGUUCAUCGUGGGAAAUUGGUGAUUCUCUGGGCUCACAAAUUGGUCUAUUUGGGCGAUUCGCUCUCGGAUGGAUUGCACGCAGAAGCGCUGAAAGCGACGGCUCGUUUAGCGGCGAAUCGACUCUGUGAUGCGCUGCAAGAAUGCGUAGCGCAUACAAAAACAGCAGCUGAUGAGUACCCGGAUGUGACAUGUAUGCAGACGAUGGUUGACAGUGUGAUGUCGGUCGCUAGAAGCGCACAAGACCUCAAAAGAACGGUGGUCGAUUGGCAAAUUGCGUCAAGUGUA
This is a messenger RNA of Mesorhabditis belari, 2883 nucleotides long. The record is from the annotation of a GenBank genome assembly. NCBI's taxonomy places the organism in Eukaryota, Metazoa, Nematoda, Chromadorea, Rhabditida, Rhabditidae.